Messenger RNA from Galeopterus variegatus (Sunda flying lemur), 886 nucleotides. It is a transcript of the gene IFFO2, whose product is annotated as intermediate filament family orphan 2. NCBI's taxonomy places the organism in Eukaryota, Metazoa, Chordata, Mammalia, Dermoptera, Cynocephalidae. Bases 23 to 886 code for a protein of 287 amino acids. The transcript is spliced from 8 exons. The record is from RefSeq and is a predicted model, not a curated record.
GGAGGAGGAACUCGCCAAACGCAUGAACCUUGAGACCAUGGUGGAGACGCUGCAGGAGGCGGCGCAGGAGGCUGAUGCCAUCCAGGAGGAAAUGAAUGAAAAGAUCGAGCGGCUCAAGGCCGAACUGGUGGUGUUUAAGGGGCUCAUGAGUGACCCCAUGACAGACCUGGACACAAAGAUCCAAGAAAAGGCCAUGAAGGUGGACAUGGACAUCUGCCGCCGAAUCGAUAUCACGGCCAAGCUGUGCGAUGUCGCACAGCAGCGGAACUCGGAAGACGUGUCCAAGAUCUUCCAGGUGGUCCCCAAAAAGAAAGAGCGUAAGGUGACUUCGGAUGAUGACAUCUCCGAGCAGGAGGGAGAGGUGAACCGGUUCUCAGAUGACGAGGUUGGCUCCAUGAACAUCACGGACGAGAUGAAACGCAUGUUUAACCAGCUGCGGGAAACCUUUGAUUUUGAUGACGACUGUGACAGCCUGACUUGGGAAGAGAAUGAAGACACGCUGCUGCUCUGGGAGGAUUUCACCAACUGCAAUCCAACCAUUGACUUGCAGGGCGAGCAAGAGGAAAACUUGGGCAACUUGAUCCACGAGACUGAAUCCUUCUUUAAGACGAGAGACAAGGAGUACCAGGAAACGAUAGGCCAGAUAGAGCUGGAGCUGGCCACGGCCAAGAGUGACAUGAACCGACACCUGCAUGAGUACAUGGAGAUGUGCAGCAUGAAGCGUGGCCUGGAUGUGCAGAUGGAAACCUGCCGCCGGCUCAUCAAAGGCUCCGCAGACAGGAAUUCUCCGUCCCCCAGCUCUGUGGCCAGCAGCGACUCAGGAAGUACAGACGAGAUCCAGGAUGAGUUCGAGCGGGAGGCAGAUGUGGAGCCCAUGGUCAGCUGA